Messenger RNA from Canariomyces notabilis, 1255 nucleotides. RefSeq lists its product as uncharacterized. The record is from RefSeq and is a predicted model, not a curated record. The transcript has 2 exons. Bases 322 to 1041 code for a protein of 239 amino acids. NCBI's taxonomy places the organism in Eukaryota, Fungi, Ascomycota, Sordariomycetes, Sordariales, Chaetomiaceae.
GCGACAUGAAGUCAUAGAUCGCUCAGCGAACAUGCACCACUGCUGCUCCUUCUCCGCAGGCAAUGGAGCGAGUUGAUAAUCGUUCGGUCAAUUGUUUGCAGAUUCCAUACAAUGUCCCGCGUAGCCAUGACAUCACGCCCUCAUGAUGUCAUGCCUAUUGUGACUCGAACCCCUUAUUUGAGGCUGGCCCUUUUCCUAUGAAGAAUCUGAUUGAUACGAAGGUUCUAAGCAGCAGAUAUACUUUAAUUUGACAGGUAUCUAUACGUGUGUAUCUCGAGAAACAAUCGUAGCGACAAAACAACAUUACCAACAACAACAACAAUGUCGUCCGGAAAGGCUCCUAGCGCUGGCAUGAAAGUCACCACGGGCAAGGACGUCCCGACAGUGCGCGAGACGGCAGGCCUGGUCGACUCGUCCUCUCUCGCAGCCGAAUCGACCCGUGCCGGCGGCACCUUUGCAUCAAACCCCGGCCAGCACGCCGAGCAACAACAACAGCAGUCUCAUCCCCAGCCCCAGUCCCAGUCUCAGUCCCGACCCCAGAGACAAGGCACAGGAUCGGCCCAAACCGCUGAGGGCGGCCAAAACCAGUCCCAGUCCUCCAAGGGACCCAAACAGUCCUCUCAGCAGGAGGGCUUCGUGAUCGGCACAGGCCGUUCUCUAGAUCCCGGCUCAGACAGCAUCAGCAAGGGAAGCAGCACCGCCGCAAACAAGACGACCUCCCUCUCCCUCGAAAACCAGCAAUCCUACGGCGGUAUUGCACCCUCGUACGCCCACGGCAGCCACUACGACCAGGAGCGGGCCGCGCACGACCGGCCCAAGGGCAAGAACCUCACCGAGGGCGGGUUUGAGGGGACCGGCACGGGACCCGGUCCGCUGCCGGAGCCCGGCAGCGACAUGGACCCCUCCCGGCUGGCGGAGCGGGCCAUGAUGGGCGGGGCUAAGAAGGCUCAUGGGGCUGGAGGUGAAGGGGCGGGUGUGAAGCAAGCGGGUAUUAAUGAUGAUAGAAGGUACGCGCCGCUUGGAGGGGAUCAGGAUGCUUAGACUCGUUCAGCCAUUCAAAUGUAUUGGAGAGAAUAGGGGCGUGGGGGUACAUGAGGGAAAAGUGUCAUAUGGUAUGUAUAGUACUUCCGACGGAGGGGAACUGGAGGCUGUGAUACUGGCUCUGUCAUGUCAGAUUCAAGUCAGUGAUCACAAUCACGAGAUGUAGGGACAGAAAUUUGAUUGCUUACCUUACCAGCGUAAGCUGUAUCUGGGG